AUGAUGCCCCGACAAAAUGGAUCAGUCACAGAGUCAUCAACCUUCCCCAGUCACACUACUGCAAAUGUGGCUGGAACCUCUGAUUUAGUGCAUAGCCAAAGAACUGAGCAUGCCACUGAACAAAGCGAUAGCUCAACAUUCCAAAUCAAUCCUACUCGUCAGCCUGAGCCUACUAGUUCAGUAGACUCUGGCACAUCAUCGCAGAAACACAUUCAACUUGUGCCAUCAAGGCUUCACCAUCAUUUGUUUGGUGACAGUUCUGCUUCAACGCCUGAAUUGAGUCCCAACGAAUCGGCGGUACAAGAUGAAUUAUUCGCAAAGUUGGAGCUUCCCAAACUCUACGGGCAAAAUCUACAAGAACAUUUCCUCGAGUUGGGCAUGAAACAAACUGCUGCCUAUCGAGAACAACUUGACAUAGCCGCGAAUAUGCAAACAAUGCCGAAGAUGCCCACAAAAUGGGUCUUGCAAGUGGGAUGGACGAAAUACGAAACUGUGAAAGCAAAAAAUGGCUUCAGAACCAUUUCAGAAAAGGUUCAUUCGCUGAAAACUUUUUGA
Molecule: messenger RNA, 555 nt
Organism: Anisakis simplex (herring worm)
Lineage: Eukaryota; Metazoa; Nematoda; Chromadorea; Rhabditida; Anisakidae
Source: the annotation of a GenBank genome assembly